CAAGCUUUCUGUGUGUAUCCAAAAGGCCCACAAAUACUUUUUAAAGAUGUUAAGCGAGUAGGAAAACUGAAGGUUUAGGGUUUUAGAGAAAAACCCUGCUGCUCCCAAUUCUCCUUUUGCAAUGGCGUUCUGGGGAGUUGAAUUAAAGCCUGGUAGACCAUUCGUUCAUAAUUUCGAACAAGAGAGAGGAAGACUUCACGUCUCUCAGGCAACAUUAGGCAAUGGCUCGACAAACAAAAAAUGCAUAGUUCAAUGUAAAGUAGGUGAUAAGGAGCCGAUUUACGUGUGUUCGUUUCUGCCUGAAAAAUUGGAGACAUGCCCAUUGAAUCUUGAGUUUGAGGAGGAUGAAGAUGUUACCUUCUCAGUUAUUGGUUCUCACAGCGUUCAUCUCUCUGGUUUCUUUUAUGGAGAGAGCGAGGAUUGCUGUGGAAAUGGAUCUGAUGAUUAUGAAGGUGCUGGGAGUGAUAGUGAUGAUCCUAUCGAAUUUGAGUAUGACACGGAGGAUGAAGACGAGGAUGGCUCAUCUGAUGAUGAUUUUAGCAUGUACCCACCUUCCCCUAUUCCCAACAGUGGAGUGAAAAUUGAAGAGAUACUGGAGGACGAAAAGCCUACAGAUGAAAAUGGUACAUCCAAAAAGUCAAAGAAGAAGAAAAAUCAGUCAAAUGGGACUGAUGAGGGUAAUACUGACAGUGCUCUGCUGGAGAGUGAAGAUGAGGAUGGCUUUCCCAUAUCUGCUCCCCGUGAAAGCAAAACUAAAUCAGUGAGAUCAAAAAAAUCAGAUGGAACUGAAGAUCAGGAUACCGAAGAGGAAGCAAUAAAUGAGAAGGCAAGAGAUAAUGUUGAUGAGAGGAAAGGCUUAAAAAAGAGAGUUCGUGAUGAUACUAGCAAAGCCAAUGAUCAAAGCGGAGACAAUGCUAAGCAAAAUAAAAAGAAUAAGAAGAAAAAGUUAGUGGAUGGGGAGGAAUUGGCUCGUGAGGAUGGUUCGAAGAGCAGUGCCCAUCCGGCGCAUUUAGAGGCUAAUGAUGGUCAGAAGUCAACUGAUGAGAAGGUUACUGAGAAAAAGAAGAAAAAGAAAAAGAACAAGAAAAAUCAACAGGAUGACAAAGCAGCAGUUACAGAACAAGAUAAGAAAAAUGAGUCACAGGAGGUAGAGGAGAAUAAGCCUUCUCAUGUGAGGUCCUUUGGAAAUGGAUUGGUCAUAGAGGAUUUGGCUAUGGGCAAGCCCGACGGGAAAAGAGCUUCCCCAGGAAAGAAGAUUGGUGUACGUUAUAUUGGCAAGCUGAAGAAGAAUGGCAAAAUAUUCGAUUCCAAUAUUGGGAAAAGACCUUUUGAAUUUCGUUUAGGUAUUGGUGAAGUUAUAAAGGGCUGGGAUGUCGGUGUAAAUGGCAUGCGCAUUGGGGACAAAAGAAGAAUUACAAUCCCACCAGCCAUGGGGUAUGGGACUAAAGGUGCUGGUCGUGACAUACCACCCAAUUCAUGGCUGGUAUUUGAUGUUGAGCUGGUAAACGUUAAUUGAUCGUGCCUUCACAUGGUGGACAUUUUUGCCCUUUCCGCAGAAUCCUAAAAUUGUUGCAGUCUUCUCUUUAAGCAAAAACAAGUUAGCUUCACCUGCUGGAAGAAACUGUACAAACUAUAAAAGUAGGGCAUGGAUUUGCCAAUUUUGUAAGACGACUCAAUUUCAGACUACUGCCAAAAUUUUGAAGUAUCAUAUGACUUGUCGAGAGUACACUUUCAGUUGAAACUUGUGGCCAAAAGCCUUGAAUGAUCAUGUUUUGCUUAGCCUGAACUGGUAAUAUCUGUUCAUUUAGUAAGGUUUGAGUUGUUCUAGGAUAUUUCUGUUGGUUCAAAUAGAAAAGUGAGAGAAGUUGGAUUACUUCUCAAAAAUCUUUUGUUGGA
This is a messenger RNA of Lycium ferocissimum, 1896 nucleotides long. RefSeq names its product peptidyl-prolyl cis-trans isomerase FKBP53. NCBI's taxonomy places the organism in Eukaryota, Viridiplantae, Streptophyta, Magnoliopsida, Solanales, Solanaceae. The record is from RefSeq and is a predicted model, not a curated record. Gene Ontology annotation, molecular function: peptidyl-prolyl cis-trans isomerase activity. Bases 122 to 1516 code for a protein of 464 amino acids. The transcript has 11 exons.